CGUGGAGAGCGCAGCCUUGCCAUCCAUGGCCAUAAGUGACCUCACGUUGGGGUCCCUGAACAGUGAUACCCGCCCCGGAAUCUCCUCCGGCAACACCACCUAGGAAAUUUGGAACCUGAUUUUCUAUUUCGCAAUUUACGACAACGAGUGCGUAUCUUGUUUACACCACCUCACUGUCCGACAGCCCUAUGGAACCGUAGUGCCCUGUCGCAAGCCGAUUUCAACUUCAACUGGUCUUCCGGUGACAAUAACAGAGGCGAGCUAAGCUGCCUCCCCAUCACUCGCAAGGGCGAAUGUCGCAGCCAUGGCGAGCAGUCUGAUCGAGGAUGUGGUGAGGAAGCUCAGUGUCCCGGAGAUAGAGCUUCGGCUCAAGGUCGAAGCAGCAUGUGCGCUGCGCGACAGUCUCGACCACUACACCACCGGCCCCGGCUACCCUGUCUUCCUCAAGCGACUGAUGCCCGCAUUUGUCAACAUCCUCCGCCAACCAUGCGUCUUCCAGACUACGCCACCCGAUCAGAUCAACGCGCAGAAACUGCGGAACUGCGUGUUAGAGAUCUUCCACCGGCUGCCGACCUCACAGGUGUCCCCCGAUCCGUUCGAGCCGUACGCUGAGGAGGUUGUCGAUCUCUUGAUGCAUCUCGUCCGCAACGAUAAUGAGGAUAACGCAGUGCUCUGCGUCAAGAUCAUUUCAGACAUCAUGCGGCAUCAACACAAGAUAAUGGGGAACAAGGUUCAGGCCUUCUUGUCUCUAAUCCAGGAGCUUUUUGAGCAAUUGGACAGGGUUGUUCGGGAGCAGCUGGACAACACCUCGUCGACUGGGGCUCCCGCGCCGCCGUCCACGCCAGGGAGCACACAGACCACGUUUCUCCCACACCAGCAGUCGCCGAGGGCAGGGUCACCGAUCGCCUCUGGAGCACCCGACUUCAAUGUCGACGUCAGCCAACAGUCGAAUCGCACAUUGCUGAGGGGGAUGCAGUCUUUCAAGGUUUUGGCAGAGUGUCCGAUCAUUGUCGUCUCGAUAUUCCAGGUCUAUCGGUCGACCGUCGCGCAGAAUGUGAAGGCGUUUGUGCCCUUGAUCAAGUCGGCCCUGGUCUGCCAAGCCGCGGCGCAAGCUCAGGCUCACAAGGACGCCGCUGCUCGGGGCACCAUCCACACCGGUGUGAGCCCCAACAUCAAGAACCGCGCCGCCUUUGGUGACUUUAUCACCGCUCAGGUCAAGACUAUGAGCUUUUUGGCGUAUCUGCUUAGGCAGUAUUCGGGUCAGCUCACUGAUUUCCUGCCCUCCCUCCCAGAGAUCACGGUCCGUCUUCUGAAGGAUUGCCCCAGGGAGAAAUCAGGGGCGCGGAAGGAGCUCUUAGUGGCGAUUCGGCACAUCAUCAACUUCAAUUUUAGAAAGAUUUUUCUGCCGAAGAUUGACGAGCUGCUGGACGAGAGGACACUGAUCGGAGACGGCCUUACAGUUCACGAGACGAUGCGGCCCCUUGCGUACAGCAUGUUGGCCGACCUCAUUCACCACGUCCGGGAGAGCCUCACCCCCGAGCAGAUCCGCAAGACGGUUGAGGUCUACACCCGCAACCUCCAGGAUAGCUUCCCUGGGACCAGUUUCCAAACAAUGAGCGCAAAGCUCCUUCUUAACAUGGCGGAAUUCAUCGCUCGGAUGCCAAACAAGGCCGACGCGCGCCAUUAUCUCAUCAUGAUUCUCAACGCCAUCGGCGACAAGUUUGCGGCCAUGAAUAGGCAAUACCACAACGCGGUCAAGCUUUCUAAGUAUUAUGCCCAGCUGGCGACUGAGAACACGCCGGAAACCUAUCUCCCUGAUAAGGAGCACCCGCCCGAUUGGGACGAGGUCGACAUCUUCAACGCCAUGCCGAUCAAGGCGUCGAAUCCCCGGGACCGCGCAGCCGAUCCGGUUGUCGACAACAAGUUUCUCUUCCGGAACCUGAUGAACGGACUCAAGAACACGUUUUACCAGUUGAAGAGCUGUAAUCAACCAGGUGCUGUGGAUUUGACCGCGGCCCCCGCCCACUGGACGGAUGUCGCCUACGGCUUCACGGCCGAGGAAGUCAAGGUUAUCGUCAAACUGUUCCGUGAAGGCGCCUACGUGUUCCGCUACUAUGAGAUCGAGAAGCCGGCAUCCGAGUCGCCAUACAGCUCGCCAGUCGAAUACAUGGCAAAUUUCUACAUGAUUUCCAGUAGCAAGGAGGAGAAGGAGCUGCUCGAGACGUUCGCGACUGUCUUCCACUGCAUCGACCCUGCCACCUUCCAUGAGGUGUUCCAGCAGGAGAUUCCACGACUUUACGACAUGAUUCAUGAGCAUACCGCCCUCCUCCAUAUACCCCAGUUCUUCCUCGCCAGUGAGGCGACCUCACCCAGCUUCUGCGGCAUGCUCCUGCGCUUCUUGAUGGAGCGCAUCGAGGAUGUUGGCUCGGCCGACAUCAAGAAGUCCUCCAUUCUCCUCCGGCUUUUCAAGUUGGCCUUUAUGGCUGUCACUUUGUUCGCGGCCCAAAAUGAGCAGGUCCUUCUGCCGCAUGUCGUCGACAUCGUCACCAAGUCCAUCGAGCUGUCGACCAAAGCAGAGGAACCGAUGAACUAUUUCCUGCUGCUGCGGUCCCUAUUUAGGAGUAUUGGGGGUGGGAAGUUCGAACACCUCUACAAACAGAUUUUGCCACUGUUGGAGAUGUUGCUCGAUGUUCUCAACAACCUCCUCCUCGCGGCUCGCAAGCCCGCCGAACGAGAUCUCUACGUGGAACUCUGCCUCACGGUGCCUGCUAGGCUCAGUAACCUCCUACCACACCUCAGCUUCCUAAUGCGUCCCUUGGUGGUCGCAUUACGUGCCGGCACAGACUUGGUUGGGCAAGGGCUACGGACGCUCGAGUUGUGUGUAGACAAUCUCACCGCUGAUUACUUGGACCCGAUCAUGGCCCCGGUGAUCGAUGAGCUCAUGACAGCUCUUUUUGACCACUUGAAGCCUCACCCAUACAGUCAUUUUCACUCCCACACGACCCUCAGGAUCCUCGGCAAGCUUGGUGGGCGCAAUCGAAAGUUCAUGACGGAUGCCCUUCCCGUCACCUUCCAGCAGUACGUCGACGAUCGGUCAAGCUUCGACAUUCGGCUCAUUGGGUCAAGGCGAGACAGAGCCUUUCCGGCGCACCUCGGAAUCGAUCUUGCAAUCCAGAAACUGAUGGAAGUGCCGAAGUCAAUUAAAGGAUCUUCACCUUCGUCGUCAAAGCAAUACGAUCCGUACUACAAGAGGCAGGCUUUGAAUCUCAUCAUUGCUCAGGUCAAACUGCGGGUUGGAUAUGACAAUUUGCCAGAUGAUCUUCCCCGGCUUGUCCGACUCCAGGUUCAGGAUCUCAUUGCCCGCAACAAGGAUGUCAGCAUAUCCGUCUUCGACGCCUCUGACAAGGAACGGUCCAUCGCCAAAAAGAACGAGGAGGAGCAUCUACUGAAGCGUCUGAUCAAGGCCCUCAUGUUCGCUCAGUCAAUCCCCGAUUUUAAAGCCGAGGUGGAUGCGCUGCUUCUCAACCUUGCUCGCCACUUCACCAUCAUCGAGGUGGGACGGGCACUGGUCGACAUGAAGAAGGCCUACAGCCCGUUUGACACAAAAUCUGGCGAGGGCUCUCUCUUCGUCGACAGCAGGGUGCUGUCUGACGCCAUCUUGGAGUCACUGGCUUCUGAGAACCCGGAUAUCCGGGAUGCAGCUGACUCUCUCAUCAAGGAGAUGUACAACUCCGCCGUCACCAUCUUUGGUUCUCCCACCCACGUUGCCCGCCUAACUUUCUUCAACAGCUUGGCCGCCACUUUCUGUCAUGGCUGCUAUGAAGAGGAGUGGUUUACCAAAACGGGAGGUACUUUGGGAAUCAAAGCCCUUCUUACUGAUAUCGACCUCGGAGAUAUGUGGGUGGCGGCGAAGCAGAUUGAAUUCGUCCGCGCCUUGAUGUAUGUCAUCAAGGACAUGCCGCAGGAUUUGCCCGAGAAGACGAGAAGGUCUGCCCAGAAUACUCUCGAACUCCUCCUGACAAGGCUCACCAAGGACGUCAAAAAGGCGGACUGCUUGCCUGCUCCGCCGGCACCGGCACCGCAGCCACCCCAAACUCCGCAGAAGCUCUCUCGGAUCGCCCAAAUCAUCGUGAUGAUGAACGGGGAGCUCUCGCACAUGAACCGCCAUGUACGCGACACCGCCCGGAGAUCCCUCGAAUUGAUCGCCAAGGCAGCUGAAGCUGAAGUCUGGGAGCUCCUUGAGCCUCAUCGCAAGCUUCUGCUCCAGCCAAUCUACGCCAAACCCCUGAGAGCCCUGCCUUUCCCCAUCCAGAUCGGUUUCAUUGAUGCCGUGGCAUACUAUAUGUCUUUAAAGCGCGACUUUGUUGCGUUUGACGAGAACUUGAAUCGGCUGCUGAUGGAGUCGCUGGCCCUAGCAGAUGCGAGCGACGACUCUCUUGCCGGUAAGAUACAAGAGUUUCGGACUCACGACUUCAUCGUCAAUCUGCGGGUCUCCUGCAUUAAGAUCCUCAGCAGUGCGAUGGGCUUCGAUGAGUUCGGGAGCGGUCCCAACAAUCCUACAAGGAUCAAAGUCGUCUCGGUCUUCUUCAAAUGCCUGUACUCGGACUCGCAGCCGACGAUUGAGGCGGCCAACGACGCCUUGAAAGCAGUCCUGCAGCACACUAGCAAGUUGCCCAAGGAUCUGCUCCAGUCUGGCCUCCGGCCUGUACUUGCCAGUCUGCAGGACGCCAAACGCUUGACUGUCCACAGCCUUGACAACCUUGGCCGGCUGCUCCGGCUGCUGACGACCUACUUCAAGGUAGAGAUUGGAGCGCGUCUCCUUGAGCAUGUCAAGCAGAUCGCCGAGCCCAGCUUUCUCCAGCAAGUCUCGUUUACCUUCUUCGAGCAACACAACUCGUUGAAGGUGAUUGCGGCCGUCUUUAACAUCUUCCACCUGCUGCCUGAAGCCGCCAAACAGUUCAAGGAGCGCGUCAUCGAUAACGUCCUUGAUCUUGAGGAAAAGCUGCGGCGGACGCAUCACAGCCCGUUCCGCCUGCCACUGUACAAGUAUCUCAACAAAUACCCUUCAGAUGUGUGGGCCUUCACGUUGGGUAAGCUCGAAGAGCUGAAGUAUGGCCGGUUCCUGUCUCAGGUCCUGCGGCAUCCGGACAGCCAAGUGCUCCGGGAUUACGGCGCAGCAAACGUCGAGUUCAUUAUCAAGACGUGCAACAAUAUCGUCAGCCAAGGCAAGGAUACCAAGUAUAAUGCGUUCAUCAACACCAUCAACAUGCUGGAUGCCCUCUGCCAAUUUCCCAACGCCCAGUCAUGGCUGGAUAAUAAGGAGCACAUCGAGUGGUUGAAGCAGGUUGGAAAAGAGCUUGAGCGAAACCUGAAGAUGAACGCUUUGCCGCCAAACCUCCGGCUACCGGCCGAUCAAGCCUCCGAGCAGCUCAUGACCAUUCUAACCAAGGCCCUGGCGCGGAAUCCCAAGGAUUUAGACCAGCUUUUUGGCCUCGUUGAGUCCAUCACCACGGAUGACUUACGUGAGACACCAGCCUUGCUCUCGCACAUCUACAAGUACAUCAUUUGCAGCGACUCGGUGGAGUUUUGGAGGACCGUGGUUCUCCGCUGUCUUGAAGUCUACGCCGGGAGGACGGCAUCGCAGCGAACCAAAUGGUAUCUGCUGCACAACAUCGUCAACCCCAUCGUUGCCAUGGAUGUGAUGAGGCACUGGAAUCGCGGGGAGCAGAGUAAGGGCCCGCGGUUCCUUGACAAGACCAUAAUCGACUCGAUCAACACCAAGAUCUGGAAGGUCAACCUGCCCGACCCCCAGGAAGAUCUGUUGCAGCCGCGGAUCGACCACACCCGCAUGGAGGUGCUUCAGCUCUCGGCAAUGAUCGUGAAAUAUCACCACGCCAUCCUCCAGGAUGCUCGAAAGGACUUUAUCAAGUUUGGAUGGACCUACAUCCGGCUGGACGAUGUCAUCAAUAAGCAUGCGGCCUAUGUCGUGAUCGGCUACUUCAUCGCGCACUACGAGACUCCGGCGAAGAUCGUCACGCAAAUCUACUUCUCCCUCUUGAAGACCAACCAGAAUGAAGGACGGGCGCUCGUCACUCAGGCUUUGGAACUGAUGGCACCAGUCAUGGCCAAGAGGUGCAACACAGCAUUGACUGACCGCAACCCGGUCUGGGCGGUUGCUCCCCGCCGCAUCCUCGCUGAGGAAAGCCAGAAUGUGCAACAAAUGACGUGCAUUUUCCACUUUCUUGUGCGGCAUCCAGACUUGUUCUACCACACUCGGGACAAGUUCGCGAUGCUGAUCAUCCAGUGCCUCCGCAAGGUCGCAUCCCCACCCAAUCCGUCCAACGAGAGCCGGAAGCUUGCGCUCAACAUGAUGUGGUUGAUAUGGCAGUGGGAGGAGCGGCGUGUGGAGGGCAAGAUGAGCGAGCCACUCCGCGAUGCCUCCGAAUCACCCAACACCAAGAAGCGCAUGUUGGAGGACCUGCAGGCAUCCUCCCCUUCGGCGGCGCGGCAGCCGGAGAAGGCUGAGUUCCAGAUCCCGGCAAUGGGCCGCCAGAAGAUGAUCAAGUAUCUCGUGGAGUUCAUUGCCCAGCUCAACGAACGGUACCCGCUCCCCUCAGCCAAGCCACGCGAUCCUGCUGCAGCUGCCCUACAAUCACCGUCGACCGAACUCUGCAAAAAGGCGAUGACUCUGCUGUACAAUCUUCUCCAGCCGCAAUACUGGGGCGACUUGGACGUUGAUCUGUUCCCCAAUAUCACCGACGUGGUUUUGGCCAGUGAGAAAGCAGCAGGCCUCCUGGCAGCGGAUCCCUCAGACACGGACAAAUACGAUGAUAAGUUCAUCACCAACAUCGUCAACACGUUGCAAGUCGUCCGCAUUAUUCUCAACUUCAAGUCUGACGACUGGAUCCUUAGAAACAUGACCCAGGUACAGAAGAUCCUGGAGAAGUGCCUGAAAUCAGAGAACCCCGAGAUCCAAGACUGUCUGCAUGUGGCCGACAAGAAAUACGAUGGUGACCGGGACAUCAAGCCGAUCGUCAAGCGUAUCCUGGAUGCCGUCCCGGAGGACGUCCCAAUGGAGGAUGCCGAUGUCGAUGGGGAGUCGGAAGCGCAAACCUCAGAGGCCAUUGCGUUUCUCUCGGGAAUCGCCACCGAGAGCAUGGCUGCCUCAAAUUACGUCUCUGGCAUCAACCUCUUGUGGUCCCUCGGCCGUCGCAAGCCAUCCACCAUUGACCAGCACAUACCCGCCAUCAUGAAGUCGUUGCAGUCAAAGCUUGCGCGGGAUCACGUUUCGCACUACGCAGCCUUGGCGCAUCAGGCCAGUGGUAUUCGACCGCCGCAAGACCCGAAUGCGCCGACCGAGAUGAACGCCUAUGAUCUCGAGAUCCAAACGGGCUUAAUCCUCAAGGCAAUCGAGGUGACAGCGAUGCGUAUGGAGAUCCUUGGCGAUAACAGGCGGCCCUUCCUCAGUGUUUUGGCGACCAUCGUCGAGAAGUCUCUGCAUGUGACUCUUUGCGAGAAGAUCCUCGAAAUGGUGGAAGGUUGGGUCUUCCGCUCAGAAGGCACGUGGCCGACGCUCAAAGAGAAGACAGCGGUACUGCACAAGAUGAUCUCGUUUGAGCAUCGCCAAGAUCCAACCAUGUUGAUGAAGUUCCUUGAGCUUGUUCUCCGCAUCUACGAGGACCCCAAGAUCACCCGGACGGAGCUGACAGUCCGCAUGGAGCAUGCCUUCCUCAUCGGCACCAGAGCCCAAGACGUGGAGAUGCGCAACAAGUUCAUGACCAUCUUCGACAAGUGCCUUUCCAAGACCGCGAGCGCCCGGCUGGCCUAUGUCAUCCUUUCCCAGAAUUGGGACACUUUGGCGGACUCAUACUGGCUCGCGCAGGCCUCUCAGCUCCUCUUGGGUGGCGUGGACAUGAACCCUAUCAUCCAGCUUCACCAGGAUGAUUUCCGGACUCUGCAGCUUUCUCAGCUUUUUGGCAUUUACUCCAAGGACACACGCGAGCCGGCCAACAUGAGCGACGACAAGUACGAAUCUUUCAUGGCGAAUCAUCGGCGGUUUGUGGCCGAGCUCGGCGAUAUCAGGGUGCGCGACAUUCUCGAGCCUCUGACCCAGCUGCAACACAUUGAUUCCGAUUUCGCAAAUGAGCUUUGGGUCGCACUCUUCCCGAUGUUCUGGUCGGCGACAGCUAAGGAGGACCGACCUGAUCUCGAGCGCGGCUUGGUGACCCUGCUGACUAAGGACUACCACUCGCGCCAAAUGGACAAGCGCCCCAACGUUGUCCAAUCGCUCCUGACUGGCGCGGUCAAGACAUGGCCACAUUGCAAAAUCCCGCCGCACGUUCUCAAGUUCGAAGCUAAGACCUACGACGCGUGGUACACGGCGCUGUAUCAGUUGGAGAACUCGGCCCUCAAGCCUGAGAUUGACUCUGCGGCUGUCCGGGAAUCUAACCUGGACGCAUUGGUUGAACUCUACGCGUCUCUUGGCGAAGAUGACUUAUUCUACGGGACAUGGCGGCGCCGUUGCCAGUUUGUUGAGACGAACGCUGCCCUGUCUUACGAGCAACAUGGCAUGUGGGAGAAGGCUCAACGAAUGUACGAGACGGCACAGAUAAAGGCUAGAACCGGUGUCAUCCCCUUUUCCGAAUCGGAGUACAUGCUUUGGGAGGACCAUUGGGUACUCUGUGCUCAGAAACUGCAGCAGUGGGAGGUUCUCCAAGAUUUUGCCAAGCAUGAGAAUUUCCAGGAUCUGCUCCUGGAAUGCGCGUGGCGGAAUCCCGAGUACUGGCAGAACCAGGAGAACCGCGACCAGCUGGAUACUUUGAUCAAGGGUGUCAUGGACGCGCCGACACCGAGGAGGUCGUUCUUCCAGGCAUUCAUGUCCCUCCUGAAGCUGCACAACAAGCAGGAGACCAUGCAAGAUUUUAACCGAGUCGUCGACGAGGCCAUCCAAUUGUCCAUUAGGAAGUGGCAUCAACUCCCCAAGCGCCUCACCGCGGCCCACGUCCCGGUUCUGCAAAACUUCCAGCAACUCGUUGAGCUCCACGAUGCCAGCGUCAUCUGUCAGAGCCUCACUGGCACAAACGCCAAUAACCUGGACGUGAAGUCAGGAGAGCUUAAGCUGCUCCUCGGGUCUUGGAGGGAUAGGCUCCCGAACACGUGGGACGACAUCGUUGCAUGGCAGGAUCUGGUGACUUGGAGGCAGCACAUCUUUGGUCUCAUCAACGGAACCUAUCUGCAGCUCGUGCCUCCCCAACCCCAAAAUGCGGGAGGCGUGUCGUUCGCAUACCGCGGAUAUCACGAGACGGCUUGGAUCAUCAAUCGCUUCGCUCAUGUUGCCAGGAAGCACGCCUUGCCGGAUGUCUGCAUCAGCCAGCUUAGCCGCAUUUAUACGCUUCCCAACAUCGAGAUCCAAGAAGCGUUCCUCAAGCUCAGGGAGCAAGCCAAAUGCCACUACCAGAAUCCCGACGAGCUGACGAGCGGGCUGGACGUGAUCAACAACACGAAUCUCAACUACUUCAGCGCUCCGCAGAAGGCCGAGUUCUACACGCUGAAAGGCAUGUUCCUGGAUAAGCUCGGGCAGAAAGAGGAGGCCGACAGCGCGUUUGGCACGGCCCUUUACUUUGACAUCACGGCGGCGAAGGCGUGGGCAGAAUGGGGCUACUUCAAUGACAGGAAGUUCAAGGAGAACCCUACCGACCUGGGGGCGGCAAAGCAGGCCCUUACCAGCUAUCUGCAGGCUGCAUCGAGCUACAAGAAUCACAAAUCGCGGAAGCUGAUUGCGCGGAUCCUGUGGCUCCUGAGUCUGGAUGACGCGAACGGCACAAUCGCGGCAGGGUUCGAUGACUUUAAGGGCGAGAUCCUUGUGUGGUGGUGGAUCACGUACAUUCCGCAGCUCCUAAUUGGGCUUGGGCACAAGGAGGCACCCAGAGUGCAGAAUAUCCUCCUCAAGAUUGCUAAAACAUACCCGCAGGCGCUGUAUUUCCAGCUCAGGACAAACCGGGAGGACAUGCUCCAGAUCAAGAAGAAUCAGGAGGCCAAGGAGCGGGCGAAGCGCGGCCCGUCAGCGGCCAGCAAACCCAACGGUUCUCCUCAGUUGACUAAGAAGGACCCUACGGCCGGUGGCGGCGAUUCCCGACCAGCCACGGCUAAUGGGGAGGCGGCCGGACAAAUCAAGCCGGAGCCGAAGGCGGAAGGGGCAGAUGGCAGCGCAGCGGCCGCUCCGUCAGCCGCGGCAAACGGUCCGGCACAGAGUGAGCAAACCGGCAGCGCGCAAAAGAAGCAGCCUUGGGACCUCAGUGAAGAGAUCAUGAGCGUCCUGAAGACGGCCUUCCCGCUGCUCGCGCUGUCCAUGGAGACUAUGGUGGAUCAGAUCCAGAAGCACUUCAAGUGCCCUCCGGAUGAGGACGCUUAUAGGUUGAUCGUUGCCCUCCUCAACGACGGCCUCGCCUAUGUCAGCCGCAUGCCGACGUCGUACGCCAAGGAUGUGAAGCUUCCUCCUGCCACCGAGAACAACAUAACGCGUUUCGCGGAGACAAUCCUGCCGAGUCACAUAAGAGGGACUUUCGAGGCAGAUUUUGUCAAGGUCAAGCCGACCAUGUACGAGUACAUCCACAACCUGCGCAAGUGGCGCGACAAGUUUGAGGAGAAGCUGGACAGGCGGGCGUCGCCGGUGCCGCUCGAGAGUUUUGCCCACUACUCACCGCAUCUCAGUGAGUUCCGAUACCAAAAGUUUGACGACGUUGAGGUUCCGGGCCAGUACCUUCAACACAAGGACAAGAACCAAGAUUUCGUCCGCAUUGACAGGUUCUUACCCAACGUUGACCUCGUGCGCACCAUCGGGACUUCGCACAGGCGGCUCAAGAUCCGUGGCCACGACGGCAGUGUGCAUCCGUUUGCCGUGCAGCACCCGGCGGCGCGACAUUGCCGGCGUGAGGAGCGCAUCCUGCAACUGUUCCGGCAGCUCAACCAGACGCUGGCUAGCAAGAAGGAGAGUAGGCGGCGGGAUCUGCAAUUCACGCUACCGCUGAUGGUACCUCUUGCGCCUCACAUCAGGAUCGUGCAGGAAGACACCACAUACAUCACGCUCCAGGGCGUCUAUGAGGACCACUGCCGCCGGAACGGAAUACAAAAGGACGAGCCAGUGCUGUUCACGAUGGAGAAGCUUCGGGGACUUGUGGAUGUUAAGGGACCAAAACCGCCUGAGCACGCAGUCACGGCGCGGAUGGAGGUGCUGCGGGCGAUCCAGGAAAAGUACGUGGACAACACAGUGGCGCUCGAGUACUUCCAGGGUGCUUUCCCCGAUUUUUCCGAGUUCUGGCUCUUCCGGCGGCGCUUCUCGUACCAGCUGGCGGCGCUGACGUUCAUGACAUACAUCAUGCACAUCGACAAGCGGUACCCGCACAAGAUCAACAUUGCACGGGGGUCGGGCAACAUCUGGGGCUCGGAGCUCGUCUGCUUCAUGGCGCCCAACCGGCCCUACUUCCACAACCAGGAGCCGGUCCCCUUCCGGCUCACGCCCAACCUGCAGACGCUCAUGGGCCCGCUCGCAACGGAGGGCAUCUUUUCGUGCUCGGUCAUGGCCAUCGCGCGGUGCCUGACGGAGCCGGAGCUGCAGCUCGAGCACGCGCUGACGCUGUUUGUGCGCGACGAGAUGAUGUACUGGUUCACAAGCUCGCACCGGGCCAUGAACGUGACCGAGAACCAGCUGCGCGAGACGGUCCAGGCCAACAGCGAGAUGAUUGUCAGGAAGGCCGUGUCGCUCGCGCAGGCGCCGGCCGGAAACCUGCCCGCGCAUCAGACGGUCAUUGACCUGAUUGCGAAGGCGGUGAAUCCGAUGAACUUGGCCAUGUGUGAUGCGCUUUGGAUGCCUUAUCUUUAGGCUGGUGAAUGGAUGGAUGAGUUGGGGGUUGGUUGACAGUGGCCGCCUGGGUUUUGCUUGGUUCGCUGGAGGCAGCGUCUGUGUAGUUCUUGCUUGCGGAGUAAGUAGUUCUUAUGUUUGUGUACUUUUAUGGGAGUUGGGAAUGGCAAAUGGGGUAAAAGGGGGAGGCAUUUGGAGUCGAGGUGGAUUCAGGUCCGGAACAGGAGGCAUUGGUGGCAGUGUUGUUUGACAAAUGAAGACUAUCAUAGGGCGCCACGCAUCUCUGAGAAAAUGAGUUAAAGUCUCA
This is a messenger RNA of Parathielavia appendiculata, 12164 nucleotides long. RefSeq lists its product as uncharacterized. Gene Ontology annotation, cellular component: SAGA complex; nucleus; NuA4 histone acetyltransferase complex. Bases 305 to 11878 code for a protein of 3857 amino acids. The record is from RefSeq and is a predicted model, not a curated record. Gene Ontology annotation, biological process: regulation of DNA-templated transcription; DNA repair. The transcript has 4 exons. Gene Ontology annotation, molecular function: protein binding. NCBI's taxonomy places the organism in Eukaryota, Fungi, Ascomycota, Sordariomycetes, Sordariales, Chaetomiaceae.